UCCUCGCUCCUCCCCAUCCCAUCUAUCUGCUGAAAAAAUCGCCACGCCAUCCACGCCGCUCACGAUCCCCGCUGCGGCGCCUGCGUCGAUGGGCUCCCCUCGGUCCUCCUCCACCAAGCACCCGCCCUCCCAUGGUCGUGGUCCAUCCUCUACCAAGCUGUUGAUUGGGAGUCCCUUGAGGCCUUACCACGACCAUGGAAUCCCUUGCCCUCGCCUGCGUCAAUGGACCCGCCCGUGACCGGACCGAGAGCAUGUUAUCGCACUCCUCGUCUUCUCCAAUCGACACACCCCGCCGCUCCGACACGGGCGCAUCAACGCCGGAGCUCCCCUGCUCAGCUUCGCCGUGCUGCUCCCCUGCUCUCCCGCACGUCCUCCUCCGCCGCCGGGGAUGCCUACGCCACCGCUCCCUCCUGCCUCGCGCAGCUCCCCUGGCCCCCUUGCCUGCCUCCCAAAUCUCCCCUCUUUCACCCCCAAAGUUGUUUCUUCUUCCUCCCGCUGCGUCUCCUGCUUGCGCGCUGCGGCGACACCUCCUCCUCGUUGCCCCCGACGCCGGAGGAGGCACGGGGAAAGCAACAGUGUCUCGCGCUGCGCUUGCGCCACCUCGGGUGUGCGUGGGCCUACGGGUCGGUCGCCGCCUCGGCCGUGCGCCAGUCCGCAAAGGAGGAGGAAGGGGAUUCCGUUCGCCGCCAAGGCGUACUGGGUAUGCUCCUCGAGUCCCCGCUCUUCAGGCCCCUCCUCACCCCCCUCAUCAAGAAGCAGAACAACAUGACGCAGAUGCUGUAGCGCACGGGGAUCCCCGACCGGCCCAUGUUCUUCCCGGAGUACCCUCUCUCUGUACAAGCAAAAGCAGCUAUGAGAAACUUUUCAUUCAGUCAAGUUCUACUGAUUUUUAGUCUUCUUGAAUUUUGUAUAGUUGAGAUAGAUGUUCUACUUCUUUCAUUCAGUCAGGCUCUACUGAAACAUUUUGCAGAAACAAUGUACUGCUGAAACUGAAAAAAGGAACAGAAACAUAAAUGUUCUGCUGAAACUGAAAAAAGGAACAGAACCACACCUGAAUAAUU
This is a messenger RNA of Triticum dicoccoides, 1061 nucleotides long. RefSeq lists its product as uncharacterized. The coding region runs from base 223 to 783 and encodes 186 amino acids. The transcript has 2 exons. Lineage: Eukaryota; Viridiplantae; Streptophyta; Magnoliopsida; Poales; Poaceae. The record is from RefSeq and is a predicted model, not a curated record.